Molecule: messenger RNA, 3711 nt
Organism: Drosophila gunungcola (fruit fly)
Lineage: Eukaryota; Metazoa; Arthropoda; Insecta; Diptera; Drosophilidae
Exons: 2
Coding region: 181-3357 (1058 amino acids)
Source: RefSeq, a predicted model, not a curated record
AAGAGGUGCUGGCCAGCCGGAAGAGCAGUCCGUGCUCUUAUCGGCCCGAUUGCGAGUGUCAUUAGUAGAUUCGCUGAUUGGUGAACUCCAAUCGCAGAUUGCCAAUUGUAUCGGUUCGGUUUGGGCGGCAAGGCAAGACAAGACAGCCCGGCAUUCAGUUAAGCAUCAUCGAUCGUCGUCAUGGGCUGCUCCUGGUCGCGACCCGAACAGGUGGACUCCGGUGCCACGCCCAACGCCCUGCAGGCGGGCAUUCCCGCCCAGCGUCACCAGCGGAGGCGGCGCCAGGAGGAGAAGCGUCUGCGCCAGCUCCAUAAGCUACAGAAACGCAAUGCCCGCAAGCGACGCCGCAAGAGAGGCUCCGGAUCCGGCUCUGUGGGACCAAUUUGCGGCACAGACGGCUCCAUUCAACGGCACCGACUCAGCGCAAGAACACAUCCCGAUCUCGCCCUGCAACUGCGUCUGCUGGGGGGCAGCAAUGGCAGCAGUGCCACCGAGUGCGUGAGUGCCCUGUAUGCCAGGACAUUGGAGCAGCAGCGCGAGGAGUUCCAGCGCACGGUGGAGGAGAGGACGCUGCACCAGCUGGACCGCGAGCUGCACACCUUUCUGCUCAACCAACUGCUCCUGGGCGUCCAGUUCUUCGGGCAUUUCGAGGCCGAGAUGGGCGUGAUCGAUGCCCAGUUGCUGGCCAGGCGGCGCAACUGCUCCGCCGAGAGUCUGGCCGAGCACAGCCUGCUCCAGAGCAGCGCCAUCGACGCAGCCGUUGCCAGGAACCUGCUCUUCAAGCCAGCAUCCUCGAAGAGCCCGGCACAACCACUGCAGAAGCCCCUCACCUACGUGGUCUUCGAGAAUGUGGACGUGGCCCGACCCCACGAUGCCAACUACGACACCGUGGCGGCGCUGUGCAAGGUGCUCCUGGAGACGGACUACUACAGCACCACGCCCUCGCGCUCCCAGUUCGUCCAGCUGAUGGAGCUGACCCGCUGGAUGGGCUAUGUGCGCCUCAAGCUGCGUGAGCAGUCCCCCAAUUCGAAUCCGAAUCAGAAUCCUCCGGCGGACAGUGGUUGCAGCUCACCCUUCCCGGCCAGCAGCAGCGAUGAGGAGUGCUCCUCAUCCUCGGGCUACAGUUCCGGGGACUACGACUAUGUGUACUUGGCCCGGCUGAAUACGCCGCGUCCGCUGGAGGAGCUGCGACUUGGGCGAAAGUUGGAUCUGAAGAGGAAUGUGCUGCCGGAUAGCUGCAUCCGGCGACUGGCCAACUGUCUGCCUGCCUGGCUGGAGCAAACCGAUGACGAGGAGGACUCAUGCUCCGCCUCCUCCAGCAGCGACGAUGAGGAGGCGGGGGAGGAGGCGGGGCAGAAGGACCGGAAGUAUCCACCGGCUGGCUAUGAGACCGUCCAGGUGCUGCGCCAGUGCCAAGUGGAGCAACUGCAGCAGUGCUACCUCAGUUCGCAGCAGUUCAUGCUGUAUUUCGGGGAGCUUCUCCGCCAGCACUUGGCCCCUCAGCUGGGCAUCAGCCAGGGCCAACUGGCCGAGGCCUCCUAUCGCGGCUGCAGUGUGUACACGGCCCGCGAGGAACUGGUGCCCGCCAUCCAUGUGCCCAACUCCUGGCCGGACUGCGCCUUCGAGUUCUGGCUGAGGGCGCGGCCGCGCCUGACCAAUCUCCACACGGCCGAGCAGUUCCAAUGGCCCACGGAGCAGAUGAGGAAGCGCAUCCGCUCCUUCGGCUUCCAUGUGGUCCCGGUGGGCUAUGCGCCCAAGCAUUCCCGCAAUCCCUUCCGGGAGCUGGAGUGGCGCAUUGUCUUCCCCCAGGCGGAGCAGUACCUCGAGCGGCACUGCCUCACGCCCAUGCAACUGAAGGUGUUUCAGCUGAUGAAGCUGCUGGUCAAGACAUUCGUGGAGGGCUCCUGCUCCUCCUCGCCGGCGGAUCUGCUGGAGGAGCAGCUGCGGGCCCACCUCUUCUGGGAGUGCGAACGGCACAGCAAUGACUGGCCCGAGGAGUUCCUGGGCGAGCGCCUGGUGCGCUUCAUCCGCUCGUUCGACGCCUGUCUGGCGAGGAAGCAGCUCAGCGACUACUUCAUCGAGCGGCGCAAUCUCUUCGAGCAUGUGCCCGAGGACACCCUGAUGCAGCUGCGCACCAUCAUGGCCGGCAUUGCGGAGCAGCCGCUGCUGCAUGUGGUCCAGGCACUGAGGAAUCUCCAGCAUGCCCCACACUUCUAUCCGCCACUGGACUACGGCCGUCUGUUGCAGAACCUGUGCAGCCAGGACUACCUGGAGCUGCAUGGUUGGGGCAAGUUUUCGCGUCCCCGGCAGGGAUUUCCUGCAGCCCAGGAGGAAAGGCGGGAGCGGUUGGAGCCCGGCCAGGACUUGGUGGCCACCGAUGCCCGGGGUCUGCUGGGCUUGGCCCAGCAUCAAGAGCGAUCGCGGGGCAAGCUGCGCAGGAAGACACAGCUCCUGAGGGCCCAGACCACCAGCCAGCAGCAGCAGCAGCAACAGCAGCUCCAGGGUCAAAGGCGCUCCUCGCUGGAACUCCUGGAUGAACUGCAGCUGCUGCUCAAGCAAUCCCAUCCAGAUUCCGGCAGCCGUAAUCCCGUGACACAACCACAACUGAACAACGGCCUGGAGAUCCUGCGACGCAGCAAUCUGCUCGAGCUGCUGCUGGAUCACCAGCUGGCCAUGUUGGCACAUGCCACGCGCCACUUUGGCAAUCGUGGACACGCCCAGCUCUACCUGGAGCAGGGUCAAAGGUUGUGUCGCCUCUAUCAGCACCUGGGUUGCGCCCAACAGGCCCAGCACUUCAUCCAGGCGCUUCAGCUGGCAGCCACUCAAAUGGAGGUCAUGUCUGCCAACCCCUUGCCACACAGACCAGGUGCAAUGGACGUGGAGGUGGAGGUGGAGGUGAAGGAAUCCCCGCCGGUGCGUAGAAAAUCCAUCAAGUUUCAGGAGCAUGUGGUGCAGAUACACUCGCCAGAUCCGCUGGCCAGGCCCCAUCACAUGCCCCAUCUUGAGAGCCACAAACUAAGUGGCAUUCUGAGGGGGAAUCAUCGACAGGAGGAGGAGGAGGAGGAGACACAAUCACGCAACGAGGAUAAAAUCAAAGCUACAGAGGAGGAUAUACUACCACCUGAAAGAGUAGUAGAGAAAUCGGAAUCGAAAGUGGCAGAAACUGCCAGGCAGGAAGCACUACUCUCGCUGAACGGAAUCCUCCAAAGACUCAAUCUGGACACGGACAAGAUGCAGGCCUUGAGCAGCAAGACGGAGCAACUGGUCCAAAGAGUAGCCCCAUCCGAGGCCAAACGAGAGGAGCUCAAGGAUGUCCUCAAGCGCAACACGCAAAAGCUGAAGGGCGCCUUUAACUAAACAUGAUUCAUUACAGAUUAGCUAUACAUAUAUAUAUAUAUAUAUAUAUAUAUAUAUAUGUAUAUAUAUUGAUAUAUUGAUAUAUUGAUAUGGGGAAGGUAAGCUAAAAGUGAUAAGGGCAGAGAUAAGAAUGGGAUUUACUAGUUUUAUAGAUCAUAGGCACUGUACAUAAGUUAAUGUUGUCUGAUUCCAUUGCACAUACAUAUGCGAGUAUUUGUAAUCUGGAAUUCAGUUGUGUUUCCCUAUGAUGGCAAUGUUAUUGAAUAUUUUACUAAAUAUAUACCCAAUUCAAGGUAAAUAAACACUGGAAAAUAAAUAAUAAAACUACUCAACUUUGUUGAUAAACAUCUUAAA